Messenger RNA from Seriola dumerili (greater amberjack), 413 nucleotides. RefSeq names its product barttin CLCNK type accessory beta subunit (gene bsnd). The record is from RefSeq and is a predicted model, not a curated record. The transcript is spliced from 3 exons. Gene Ontology annotation, molecular function: chloride channel regulator activity. Gene Ontology annotation, biological process: chloride transport. Gene Ontology annotation, cellular component: basolateral plasma membrane. The coding region runs from base 45 to 413 and encodes 122 amino acids. NCBI's taxonomy places the organism in Eukaryota, Metazoa, Chordata, Actinopteri, Carangiformes, Carangidae.
GUCCACACAAAUAAGACCUACAUCAGCCAGCAGUGGUUGCAGCCAUGGUGGAGGGGAAACCGUAUCGGUGCGGGCUGAUAGCGGCGGGGCUGUGCGUGGCAGCAGUCGGCCUCUUCAUCAUGACUCAGGAGCGGCCGCACGUCUACGCCACAAUGUGCGUUCUGGGUGUCAGCAUGGUGUGUGUCGGGACUGUGUGGAGCCUGUGCCAGUGCUACCCCAAGCUCACUUUGGCUGCUCAGACUCAGGAGAAGAGUCAAGAGGAUCUGGUGUGUGCUUCAGCGGAUGCACUCGAUGAACGGCACCCCGAGGCUCUGCCAGGUUUCUGUGGCCAAAAGUCGCGUAGCAGCAGCAGACUUCUCCCCGAGGCCCUGAAGAGCCAGAGUCACAGCUGUCCCACGCUGCACCUGGUCUGA